ACUUUUUGCGUUUUUAUCAUUUUCCUGCAAUUCCAAAGUUGAAGACUCUCAGAGGAACAAUGGAAAACGGAUCCAGGAAAUGGUGUUUUCAAGGGAACCAGGAGCUGGACCAAAAGUCUGACGUCACAAUCAGGACGGUGCUCGAUAUGCUCCUGAAGAAUCUCAACAAGGAUGAUUCCCGGCCGGUGAUUCCCCUCGGUCAUGGCGAUCCCUCCCGUUUCCCAUGCUUUAGGACCGCCGCCGCAGCCGUUAAUGCCAUUUCCGACGCCCUACGAUCCGCUGAGUACAAUUCCUAUGCUCCGACUAUUGGAGUUCUUCCAGCAAGAAGGGCUGUAGCAGAUUAUCUUAGUCGUGACCUUCCGUACAAGUUGUCGCCAGAUGAUGUUAAUCUAACACUGGGAUGCACCCAAGCAAUAGAAAUAUCAUUAUCAGCCCUUGCCCGUCCUGGUACCAACAUUUUGCUUCCUAGACCAGGCUUUCCUUACUAUGAAGCUCGUGCUGCUCUUUCCCGUCUUGAAGUUCGACAUUUCGAUCUUCUUCCUGAAAAGGGUUGGGAAGUUGAUUUUGAUGGUGUUGAAGCUCUUGCAGAUGAGAAUACUGUCGCCAUGGUCAUCAUAAAUCCAGGCAAUCCCUGUGGAAAUGUCUACAGCUAUGAGCAUUUGAAGAAGGUUGCAGAGACAGCAAGGAAACUGGGAAUUCUGGUGAUUGCGGAUGAAGUGUACGACCAUCUUUCAUUUGGAAGCACCAAAUAUGUACCAAUGGGAGUAUUUGGCUCUAUUGUUCCUGUUCUGACCCUUGGCUCUAUAUCAAAGAGGUGGGUUGUUCCUGGUUGGCGACUUGGGUGGCUGGCCAUAAGUGAUCCCAAUGGAAUCCUUAAAGAAUCUGGGGUUGUUAAAUCAAUUACGACCCUUCUCAAUGUUAGCUCUGAUCCACCAACAUUCAUUCAGGGAGCAGUUCCCCAAAUCAUUGAGAAUACAAAGGAGGAUUUCUUUAACAAUAUUAUUGGCAUAUUAAGGGAGACUGCAGAUAUAUGCUAUGAUAGAAUUAAGGAGAUUCCUUGCUUAAGCUGCCCAAGCAAACCAGAAGGAUCCAUGUUUGUAGUGGUGAAGCUGAAUCUAUCAAUGUUGGAAGGCAUUGCUGAUGAUGUGGAUUUCUGCGUGAAGCUAGCUAGAGAGGAAUCUGUCAUGGUUUUACCAGGGGUAGCUGUGGGAAUGAAGAACUGGCUUCGUAUUACUUUCGCCGUUGAGCCUUCUUCUCUCGAAGAUGGCCUCAAGAGGGUAAAAGCCUUUUGCCGAAGAUAUGCUAAGAAUGAAUAAGAUUUAAAGGAAGUUGUUUAAACAGGCAAUGGUGAUCGACAACAGCCUGUUGGAUCGCUUUCCCGAAUGCAUAUCUGUGAAAUUGAACUACUCAGAAAUAAGAGCCGUGCUCAAUAACAUAGGAAAGGGGAUGUGGAGAUUACAACUUUAGUUGAAUCUCCAUGUCUCAUAGUUUUAGUUCUUGUAAGUAGUCAGCAACAGCUUGCAGGAUUGCUUUCUCGAAUUGAUCGGUGAAAUUGAACCACUCAGCAAUAAGAGCCGUGCUCAAUAACAUAAGAAAAGGGGAUGUGGAGAUUACAACUUUAGUUGAAUCUCCAUCUCUCAUGGUUUUAGUUCUUGUAAGUUGUAUUUAUUCUCCCAGUAGGGAAUGGCAUGAAUGUUAGAAAUUGCUUUUGUUCUGCGUAAGAAAUUCUAUAAAAGGAAACCUAUGAU
Messenger RNA from Rubroshorea leprosula, 1748 nucleotides. The record is from the annotation of a GenBank genome assembly. NCBI's taxonomy places the organism in Eukaryota, Viridiplantae, Streptophyta, Magnoliopsida, Malvales, Dipterocarpaceae.